UUGAAUCAGUUAUUCAGGUGAGACUACGUUUUAAACAAGCAUGCAAAUUUCCAUACAAAAAGAGAAGCCUUGUGUGACGUAUUUAAGAAAAUGUUUACUGAACAGUGUAGUUUAAACAACUCUAUGCUAAUUCACACAGGAGAGAAACCUUAUGUGUGUGAAGUAUGUAAAAAGUCCUUUCGUGAAAAGAGUAAUUUAAAUAGGCAUUUGCUUAUUCACGCAGGAGACAAACCUUACGAGUGUGAAGUAUGUAAGAAGUCAUUUAGAAAAAAGUGUUAUUUAAACAACCAUUUACACAUUCACACAGGAGAGAAACCUUAUGUGUGUGAACUAUGUAAGAAGUCAUUUAAUCAAAAGGCAAGUUUAAACAUGCAUCUCCUUAUUCACACAGGAGAGAAACCUUAUGUAUGUGAACUAUGUAAGAAGUCAUUUAAUCAAAAGGCAAGUUUAAACAUGCAUCUCCUUAUUCACACAGGAGAGAAAUCUUAUGUGUGUGAAGUAUGUAGCAAGUCAUUUAUUCAAAAGUGUAGUUUAAACAGUCAUAUGUACCUUCACACAGGAGAGAAACCUUAUGAGUGUGAAGUAUGUAACAAGUCAUUUAGGCAAAAGCCUAAUUUGAACAACCAUAUGAUCAUUCACACAGGACAGAAACCUUAUGUGUGUGAAGUAUGUAAGAAAUCAUUUAAUGUUAAGCAACAUUUAAAGAGGCAUAUGCUUAUUCACACAGGAGAGAAACCUUAUGUGUGUGAAGUAUGUAAAAAGUCCUUUCGUGAAAAGAGUAAUUUAAAUAAGCAUUUGCUUAUUCACACAGGAGACAAACCUUAUGUGUGUGAAGUAUGUAAGAAGUCAUUUAGUGAAAAGUGUAGAUUAAACAACCAUAUGCUCAUUCACAAAGGAGAGAAACCUUGUGUGUGUGAAGUAUGUGAGAAAGCAUUUAGAAUUAUGCAGAAUUUAAGCAGGCAUAUGCUUAUUCACACAGGAGAGAAACGUUAUGUGUGUGAAGUAUGUAAGAAAUCAUUAAGUUGUAAGGGUAAGUCUCAUCUAUGUCACCUAUCUAGCAAGUGAUUUAGAGGAAAGAGUAAUUUAAAUAAGCAUAUUCGUACUCAUAUAUCGUAGAAAUUGUUUAUAUAGGUAAAAAUUUAUUUAUUCUAAAGAGUGAUUUAAAUAUUUAUAGCUACAGAGAUUCUAAAGAGUGAUUUAAAUAUUUAUAGCUACAGAGGAGAGAAAUGUCAUGACUCGUAUGGAUAGCAGAAUUUAUACAAAGCAACUAUUCUAUACUGAAGAGGUCUUGGUGUUUUGAGAUGUUAAAUUUAUAGCGGUCUUUAAUUAAUAGUGCCGGAAGGAAUAGUCGAUGCUGCAAUGAAGCCUCAUUAUGUGAAGUCGGUUUUGUUUCAUUUCUACGAUGCAAGCUUGUAGGACAUAAUUUAGGGUCGUUAACAUUCAUAGAAAUUUCAGUAAUGCUCAGUGGCAGAAUUUAGGAUUUCCAUGUGUUAUGCAGGGUGGUAUAAAUGUGACAACUGACCCUGUGUGAGGGAGGUAACUUGUAAUUUGGUCAGUAUAAAUAAUAAAGCAUCUAUUUGUUUCCCCAAAAGAAAAACCCAAAACAAAGUAAAUCCCGUCAUUUUAAGGAUUUACUGAUUUGAAGAAGAUUUACUAUUCCAAGUAAAACUAAAGCUUCUUGAGCAUAUAAGUUUUCUUUUUGCUUUAUAACAGCUGUUUCCUUAUAGAUUUCAGUACAUUUUUGUUUACUCGUAAGUUUUCAGUCUUUAUAUUUGUCACCUAGUAAAAUGCAUUAUGGUGAUCAUAUGCUUGUUACCGCUUUAAAAUGCUUCUAUAAUGAAAUCCUGAAGCAUGGCUGAAUGUUUCAGCCAUACGUGUACAUUAACCUAUGUAUACUUUGUGUUAAAUUUGCUUUCUCAGUUUAAAGCAGAUACCUAUCUGAGCUUUCUGUUUAUUGAUUUAAGUGUGAUGGUUGUGUUAAAUUUGCUUUCUGAAUGUAAUGCAGAUACUUAUCACAGCUAUCUAUUUAUUGAUAUAAGUGUAAUGGAUUGUGUAUGUUAUGAAAUAGUGUAUUAGGUACUUUUAUCUAUGAUGAAAAUAUCCUGAAGACCAUAAUUACCUAGCUACAGUAGCAAAUCCAUACUGGAGUGCAUAACGUUCACAAAACGGUUGCCUGAUGUUACAUUGGAAAUAAAUACAGGUUUUCCUCAUCUUGCAUUGCAAAAGAAAUAUCAGAUCUCAAAUGUUGGACAUGCCAAGCAGAGCAACCGAUGUAUAUGAAGUAUAUAUGAAGACAUUUAGAAGAAUGAAUCAUUGAAAAAAGUUUAAUACAGUAAUUUCAUCAAACAUUAUGCAAGUUAUUUCACUUCUGAGGGAUGGAAUUGCCAUAAAAACAUGGCAAAUGAAAAAUAUUCACGGAUAAAUUACCAGUUACUUGUAUCAUGAUAAAACACAUAUGGGCUAUUUGUCUAAGAGAAGGGAUGUCUUCAUGGAGGACUUUUGAGGGAAACUGUCUCGCAUUUACUUUACAUGUGGAGGAAAAUCAUGAAAUUUCUCUUGGAACCAACUCGUUUGCUGCGAUUUGAACCACGGUCGAACAAUCACUGUUAAGCGACAUUACCGCUGUAGAACUAAUGGGCUGCAUUAUAUAUCAUGCUUAAUGAAUUUAGAGCACAAAUGACCUUCAGUCCUUUUAUAUCAUCAAAGCCUGGUUCCAUUUUUCAUAAAAAUAAAAUUACUAGAAAUAUUAGUAAAAAGACAUUUAUUAAAAAUGCCGGGUAGAUGCUGUGUACCAUUAUGUAAGGGAAACUACCCAACAGGACCAAAAGUGUCUGUAUUCUCCUUUCCUAAAAAUGAAGAUUUGAAGAGAGAGUGGCUUUCUGCAAUCCAACGGAAAGACUUUUCACCCAAAAAGAGUUCAAAGGUUUGUGAAUUGCAUUUCAAGGAAAGUGAUUUUAAAGUUGAAGCUUCAGCAUUUGAUUCUAAGAAUGGAAUUUUAAUUUCUGCUCCACUUCAGGUGCGUAGAUUAAAAGAAAAUACAGUGCCAUCAAUAUUUAAGGACUAUCCAUCUGUAUACAGUUCAAAAAGUAGCACCAUUGUACGAGAAGAUCCUGAUGCAAAAAAAAACUGCCCGCGAGUGCCAUAAUUUACAGAAAGCAUUGCGUGAAAGCCUUAAAGAAUAUGAAAUGUAUAAUAAUGAUUUGAAAAUUAAUUGUUCUAAUGAUAUUUUGUCAUGUAUUGAUCGCUAUGGAAUAUCAGCAUUUUGGCAUGUAUACACAGUUCCAGAUACCUCAACUGUUUGCUUUAUUCAUAUUGUUUUUAGUCCUGGGCCAUCAAUUGAUUAUUCUGUAGUUGUGAAUGACAAUCAAGAAAUGUCUGUAUUUAUUAAAGAAAAAUCUAUUA
Messenger RNA from Stegodyphus dumicola, 3402 nucleotides. RefSeq names its product zinc finger protein 724-like. The record is from RefSeq and is a predicted model, not a curated record. Lineage: Eukaryota; Metazoa; Arthropoda; Arachnida; Araneae; Eresidae.